GUCCGCAAUUUUAUAAGAUAAAUUUUUAUCGAUUCCCUCGAAUUAAUUUUUACAACCCAGUUAUGUUCUCGAUUGUCUCAUGGUUGUAAAGGGAAGGAGGGACUAACCCGAUGACACUACACCCUGCGAUCUGUCUGCCAUGUCUUGUAUGAAUCAGUGUUAAUAGAAGAGACGUGGAACUACAACUAAAAAGCAUAUGUGUGGAACUCGCAAGUAGUCAUCUAGACGACAGUUGCAUGCAUGCAUCGUAGCAGAAAACUAGGCCGAAAGAGGCACGUAGUUCGCAUAAGGGAUAGUCCAACAAAGAGGAAAAGAGGAGAGACACUUUUUGUCGCAUUCAUUAACGUUAAUCUGGAGGAUGAGGGAUGCUGAGUAUUGAAGAAAGAAAAAGAAAAGCGAGAAAGGAGGAAGGUAGUACGUAGAGGAAGAAACGGGUCGACAAUCCCGAUGACCGGGAAACGGUCUCACGUCGUCACGAGGAUCCUGUAAUCGCGAAUCCAGCGUGUCGUAUCUUUGGUGGUCCCAGGCCCACGGAUACGUGGGGUGCGCGUGCGAGGCCUGUAGACCGGAAAAUUGACGGAAGUAUGUUUUGACGACGCGAAAAGAUAUCAUGCAGCCACGGGACCACACCAGGGGGCAAUGGACAACGCUGCCAUUCACGUGGAUCAUGCUCCUCGCGCGGUUGCUGCUUCUACCGGUACUUGUAGCAUCCGGUUUGCAACCAAAUGCAGCGGAUGCCGCGCUGCGAGACGCAGCGAAGAACGUGACUGAUCUAAUUGAAGCCAUGGGGAUGCAAGAGCAACUCUUCGGAAUAAGAAGAACGGAAAGUCGUUGCAGAGAUGGCACGGUCGCAUACGACAUAAUGGAAGCCGCGAUCCUGAUGACUCCUACCAAUACGCUAUUUCCGACCGGCAUAUCGCAGGAUUUCUCUAUCUUGGUUGUCGCAAAACCGAAAGCUAACGAGUCAGUGACCAAAGAUUACUCAACGUCAGUACUCUUCACUAUCUAUGGUGACAGCGGUGAGGAACAGCUGAUUCUUUCGUUGGGUCGCGACGUCCAACUCUUCUAUAACACGCAUUCGGACGACAGGACUGAACCGAUUUCCUUUGGUGUCGACGUUUCCGACGGGCAGUGGCAUCGAUUGGGAGUCAGCAUCAAGGGCGACGCCAUCACGAUUAUUCUCGAUUGCGACAGGCAUGUCACGAGAAAGAUACGGAGGAACCUCGAGAAAACGAUCGCUGGCAUCAUCAUGGUUGGACAGCAGCUUAAGGGCGAUUUAUACCUGGGAAGUCUCGAGAUGCUGAAGAUUGCUCUAAAUCCGGACGCUGCUUACGAAAUCUGUACACUGUUUGCUCCAGACUGUGAAUACCAAUCAAGGCAUGAAUUGAAUUAUAAUUCUUCUUUCAACGAAGACGGUUCCAAAGAGAAAAAUUCGGACGAAGACAAUAACGGAGACUUUCUACUUCAUGAAACGAUCAAUACAAUUAAUGUACUUCUUAGACCAACAACGGAGAAUCCAAUAUCUUACGAAGUGGAAACGACGACUGCGAAUAUGUACAAUGCGCAAUCAAAUUAUCAGCAAAAUUAUGGAGAAUUAACAAACGAUCCUUACGAUGAAGAAUAUGUGAAGCAUUAUAAUAUUCGAGGUUCUCCCGGACCCCGUGGGUUUCCCGGGCCGCCAGGAGUACCCGGUUCUUCCGGCGAGAAGGGCGAGUCCGGCCGAGAUGGACUGCCUGGAUUGCCAGGUAUAUCCGGUCCACCAGGCAACGUCUUCGUCAUACCUUCGUUGACUCAACAGGGUAACGAAAAGGGGCCGGACUCUCAGGCAGAAAUGUUGCGGCAGUUGAUAUCUCAACACAUGCAUGCGAUGAGAGGCGUGGAAGGCCCGAUGGGCCUUACAGGCGUUCCGGGUCCAGAUGGACCGCCUGGGCCUCAGGGUCAGAAAGGAGAACCUGGUGAAAUUGGCGAACCUGGACCUAGAGGGGACCGAGGAAGUCCCGGAAAUCCUGGUAGAGAGGGUAGAAGAGGUCGUCCCGGCAGAGACGGUGAACGCGGGCUCAGUGGACCGCCAGGGAUGAAAGGCGAGCAAGGGCCAAUAGGAUUACCAGGUCUACCGGGUGAUAAAGGCGAACGGGGACCUUCGGGAACACCUGGAGAACCCGGUCUGCCGGGUCAUGAAGGGAUGCAAGGUGAAGACGGCCCUCCGGGUUUGCCAGGACUACCUGGUGAAUUGGGCCCGAGAGGGUUUAUUGGACCAAGAGGAUUCUCCGGAUUACCGGGUAAUCCUGGUAUUCCUGGAAGCGAAGGGCCACCUGGUGUUAAAGGCAAUGCUGGUCCACUCGGUCCACCUGGUGCACCGGGUCAACCAGGACCUACAGGCUCGAUAGGCUCACCUGGACCCCAAGGUCCACCAGGGCCGAUCGGCUUAGUUGGCCCACAAGGAAAGCCCGGGAUUCCUGGCCUUCCGGGUGCUGAUGGAUCUCCUGGACUUCCGGGGAAUCCUGGAAUCCCAGGGAUGAAAGGCGAGCAAGGACCAUCGGGUCCACAAGGAUCGGUAGGGUUUCCGGGUGUCCGAGGUGUGAAGGGUGACGAAGGGCAACGUGGUCCGUCGGGUGAACGCGGCGAGAAAGGUGAGAGAGGUUUGGAGGGUGAAAAGGGCGACGCAGGAAUGAAAGGAGAGCCCGGAGCGACAGGCCCGCAGGGAAUUCCCGGCCUCGAAGGUUUGGAAGGGCCAAAAGGUUUCGAGGGACCUCGCGGUGAGACUGGGUCCGCUGGUUCGCCUGGAGAAAAGGGAAAGAUAGGCAUACCGGGAUAUGCUGGCUAUCCUGGAAAUCCUGGAGAAAAGGGAGACAAAGGGCAAUCGGGAGUUCAAGGGCCAAGCGGCGAUAAAGGAGAAAGAGUAACAUUGAUGAAUGGAAACAGUGGUUUACAAGGAGAACGUGGUACAACAGGACCACGGGGCUUUAGAGGAACUCGUGGUAGAAGAGGUGCGGAAGGAUUGCCAGGACCAAAGGGCGACACCGGUCAGCCAGGAUCCCCUGGAUUGCAAGGCGAGAUUGGUUCACCCGGUGUCGAAGGUCCACGUGGAUUUGUAGGACCAUCGGGUCCACCAGGUCUCGAUGGAAAAGACGGUAUACCAGGACCACCUGGGGAACGUGGUCCAACUGGCGAAUCGGGUCCUCUGGGACCUCCAGGAAUUCCCGGUGUUAUCGGUCCUCCAGGACCACCUGGAGAACCUGGUCAACCAGGCGAACUUGGCGCACCUGGCAAUCCGGGAGCGCCAGGUGAGAUUGGUCUGCCGGGUGAACAGGGGAAAGAAGGACCGCCGGGUCCGGUUGGUUUGCCAGGAUCCAAAGGAUUGCCGGGUCCUGGCGGAUUACCAGGAUUUCCAGGAGAAAGAGGUCUGAAUGGACUGCCGGGAUUGCCUGGCUUAAAAGGUGAGAUGGGACCUGUCGGAGCUCAGGGACCGCCCGGCGAUAAAGGUGCUCAAGGUGAUCUCGGUAAAGAUGGACCACCUGGCCCAGAAGGAAAGCAAGGGCACAAAGGAAACAAAGGUUCCACUGGACUUAAAGGCGAAAAAGGCGGUCCUGGAUUAACUGGACCUAUAGGUCGUGAUGGUCUACCAGGACAACGGGGUUUACCUGGGCCACCUGGACCAGUUGGUUCCCCAGGUGAAGACGGCGAUAAAGGAAACGCAGGUCCACCUGGUGAAAAAGGAUUUAAAGGGUCUCAAGGAAACAUAGGUCUUCCGGGUCCGCAAGGAGUACAAGGACCACGUGGUGAACCUGGUGCGAUAGGUCCUCCUGGAGAGACAGGACUACCAGGCGAGAUCGGGUCGCGAGGGUCAAAAGGCGAAGUUGGUCCGACCGGAGCAGUUGGAUCAGCUGGGCCUAUAGGGCCCAGUGGUUUACCGGGUCAACCAGGGCCAAAAGGCGAAGUCGGAGAUCCUGGAGCGAUUGGUCCCAUAGGGCUACCGGGAAUUCCAGGAGAACGGGGUCCGAGAGGGUCAAAGGGUCUUAAGGGUGCAGAAGGUCUACCGGGUCCAGAGGGUCGCCAAGGCGAAAAAGGAGACAGUGGAACGCCAGGAUCUCCUGGAAAGUCAGGAGUGGAGGGAAAACAGGUAAGAUAUACAUACUCUGAAAGUAAUAAUAUACAUAAUGUUAUUUAUUUGUUUACUAAUGCAUUUAAGGGAGAAAGAGGUACAUCUGGAACGAAAGGGGAAGAAGGUAAGAUAGGACUUCUCGGACUUCCUGGAUUACGAGGAUUAAUCGGCCCCGAGGGACGAAAAGGUGACGUUGGACUACCUGGUCUUCCUGGUCCUCCUGGAGAACCCGGCCUCAUGGGCGCGAAGGGCGAGCCUGGAAAGGAUGGUGAGGAUGGACGAGCAGGCGAUCCUGGCGCGCCAGGUGAAGCUGGACUACCUGGCAAGGAGGGAUUACCGGGUCCUCCUGGGAAACCAGGAUCGGAAGGGCCGGCGGGUCAGCAAGGUAAUACAGGUUUGCCUGGAGAGAAAGGAUCCAUUGGUCUCCUUGGAGCUCCGGGUCUCGAAGGGCCUAUCGGACCGCAAGGUCCUCCUGGUUUGCCUGGCUUGCAGGGAGAAAGAGGUUUGCCAGGCGCUGCCGGAGAAAACGGUCUCUUAGGCAAACCGGGAACCAUUGGACCUCCUGGGAGUAUCGGGCUAACUGGUUCGAAAGGCCAGAAAGGUGACAAAGGUCGCAGAGGUGUUAAAGGACAUCGAGGCGAACUGGGGUUCGUUGGACUCAAAGGCGAUCAUGGAAAGCGGGGGGAAAAAGGUGAACGCGGACAGCCUGGGGUGGAAGGGCUCAAAGGAGAGCCUGGACGUGCGGGUCACACUGGACCCAGAGGGGAACUAGGAUUUGUCGGUCUACCUGGACCACUAGGACCAUCCGGAUCGAAAGGUCAUCCCGGGAAUGACGGAAUGCCAGGUGAUGUAGGUCCGCCGGGUCCACCAGGUCCACCGGGACCACCUGGUCUAUCGACGGGACAAUUUGAUUUCGAAGGGAUAAUACCACCAACGAUAUUUCAUGAUCAAUCGGCCAGAAGAAAACGCGACGCUUCCGAAAAUAUCGAUGAAGAGGAGAUAUUUGACAAGAAGCUCUUAGACAUAAACAAGGCGUUUUUCAACAUACAACAGCAUUUGCAUUUAAUGCGCAAGCCAAUUGGUACCAGAGAAAAUCCGGCCAGAACGUGCAGAGAUCUGUUUUACGGACACCCCGAUUUGAAGGACGGUUGGUACUGGAUCGAUCCAAACUUGGGCAUGCCUGACGACGCUAUCAGCGUGAUAUGCAACAUCACGAACAUGGGCGAGACCUGCAUCUUUCCAGAUAUCCACAAUAGUCACAUGCCGAACAUACCGUGGAGGAAAGAAGAAAAUAAAACCAGCUGGUAUUCGCAUUUACGCGGAGGGUUUAGAAUAAGCUACGAGACGGUCGGAGUAGUGCAGAUGAACUUCCUGCGUCUGCUUAGUCAGGAAGCUUAUCAGAAUUUCACGUACACGUGCAUGAAUAGCGUUGCCUGGUACGACAGCGAAAGUCGCGGCUACGAUUUCUCGGUGCGAUUACUCGGCGAAAACGAGGAUGAAUUCUCGUACAAUGGCAUCAGGCCUCACGUCAUCGCGGACGGAUGCAAGAGCCGGAGUGGCAAGGAGGAGACCGUGUUAUUAAUUCGCACCAGGAAGCUACAGCAGCUGCCGCUGGUCGAUUUUUACCCGGUCGAUUACGGAUCGCCACAACAAGCUUUCGGCUUUAAAGUCGGCCCGAUUUGCUUCAAAUAAAUCGGCGAACUGAUCACGCUGUCCUCUUGCGAUUAUCUUUACAAUUCUUAUACGAUUGCGAGAGGUACAGUUUAAGGCAAAGUUCGAUUUACGCAUAAUUAAGGAAAUAAGAGAUUAUCGUGUAUUUAUAGCAUGAUUAUGGACUUUAUAUGUAACACGUUUUAACAUUUUUUUUGUACAGUGCAGGCCAAUAUUUUAUGAUAAUUUAUACGAA
Molecule: messenger RNA, 6008 nt
Organism: Vollenhovia emeryi
Lineage: Eukaryota; Metazoa; Arthropoda; Insecta; Hymenoptera; Formicidae
Product: collagen alpha-1(XI) chain-like
Exons: 17
Coding region: 611-5794 (1727 amino acids)
Molecular function (GO): extracellular matrix structural constituent
Source: RefSeq, a predicted model, not a curated record